CGAAGUUUGGAGCAGAUCUCGUUAUAAAAGCACCGUAAUUUCCUAAACCACACACAGUUCCGCCUUUCACUGCAAAACGUCAAAAUGCAGUCUUCAAUAAAAAUAUUUCUGUUGCUUGCAAUCUCACUGCUAUUAUUAGCUAGAGUUAACGCGCAAGAUAUAAAUGAGAAUUAUGCGGUUGAUACAGAAAUUGCAGAAUCUCGCGUGUCUUCAACAGGCGACUUCACAUACGAAGAUUACGGGAGCACAGAAAAUAGAUCCGAGCAGCUAAUUGUCAGUAAUGACGCACCCUUUUCUCUGCAGCGCAAAUACAUUGUCACCUUGAUCAAGCUGAACUGGUUUGCGGCUUAUGCUUUCUGCGAGCAAAAUGGUUGGUCGCUGGUCAGCAUUGAAUCGGCGUCGGAGCAAUUUCAAGUGCAAAACUAUAUAAAUUAUUUUAAUCUUGAGAGCAAUGACUUCUGGACAUCUGGCAAUAAGUUGGCCGACUUGCAAAACUUCCGUUGGGGAUAUAAUGGUUCCAAAUUUAGUUACACAAACUGGGCAAUGGGUCGACCCGAUAAUUUCAUGGGCGCUCAACAUUGUGUGAAAUUGCAGGAGCACUUUUUGAAGUGGGAUGAUGAUUUCUGCGAGAAUAGUCAUCAUUUCAUUUGUCAAAUCGAUACACAUCCGACUACCAAAUACGGAUCUACAUAUGAAUGAACAUUUGUACGAAGAAAAACAGUGUUUCUGAAGUCUAUUAAGAGAAACCGUUUCUAAAAAUUUUAAAAAGUUACAGGAGUUUGUGAAGGUGUAGGGAAUGUAUAUUAAAACGAAAAUUAUUUAAAAUCAUUUAAAAAUAUUGCUAAUUGUAUCAAAUUUAACUAUUUCUUUCAUGUCUACUAAUCUUAAAUUCAAAUAAAAUAUUAACUGUGCAUAAAGUUUUUAA
Molecule: messenger RNA, 925 nt
Organism: Bactrocera oleae (olive fruit fly)
Lineage: Eukaryota; Metazoa; Arthropoda; Insecta; Diptera; Tephritidae
Product: C-type lectin 37Db
Source: RefSeq, a predicted model, not a curated record